Miscanthus lutarioriparius is the source of this 1164-nucleotide messenger RNA. NCBI's taxonomy places the organism in Eukaryota, Viridiplantae, Streptophyta, Magnoliopsida, Poales, Poaceae. The record is from the annotation of a GenBank genome assembly.
AUGGCUAUGGCGACGGUGAAGCUGAGCUCCCCAGCUACCAACUUGCUCGCUGGCGGCCGCACGCGCCGAUCCGCGCCCGCCAGCCGCGCGACGGUGAUCCGCGCCGCCGCAGGCUCCUACUCCGACGAGCUCGUCUCCACCGCGAAAUCUGUUGCUUCGCCUGGGCGUGGUAUUCUAGCAAUUGAUGAGUCAAAUGCGACAUGCGGAAAGAGGCUAUCAUCAAUUGGUUUGGACAACACAGAACCUAACCGCCAGGCUUACAGGCAGCUUUUGCUGACAACUGCUGGUCUUGGUGAAUACAUUUCUGGUGCUAUUCUUUUUGAGGAGACUCUUUAUCAAUCAACUACAGAUGGCAAGAAGUUUGUUGACUGCUUGAAGGAUCAGAAUAUCAUGCCCGGCAUCAAGGUUGACAAGGGUUUGGUUCCAUUGCCUGGAUCCAACAAUGAAUCGUGGUGCCAAGGUCUUGAUGGUUUGGCUUCAAGGUGUGCUGAGUACUAUAAGCAGGGGGCGCGCUUCGCAAAGUGGAGGACUGUUGUUAGCAUCCCUUGUGGUCCAUCUGCAUUAGCAGUGAAGGAAGCAGCUUGGGGACUUGCUCGAUAUGCUGCUAUUGCUCAGGAUAAUGGCUUAGUGCCAAUUGUGGAGCCAGAGAUCCUUCUUGAUGGAGACCAUGGGAUCGAGAGAACUCUUGAGGUGGCAGAGAAAGUGUGGUCUGAGGUGUUCUUCUACUUGGCCCAAAACAAUGUUCUGUUUGAGGGUAUCCUGCUGAAGCCCAGCAUGGUCACUCCUGGAGCUGAGCACAAGGAGAAGGCUUCUCCAGAGGCCAUUGCCAAGUACACGCUAACAAUGCUCAGGAGGAGAGUACCUCCUGCUGUUCCUGGAAUCAUGUUCCUUUCUGGUGGACAGUCUGAGGUGGAGGCAACUCUGAACCUGAAUGCAAUGAACCAGUCUGCGAACCCAUGGCAUGUAUCGUUCUCCUAUGCCCGGGCUCUGCAGAACUCAGUGCUGAAGACAUGGCAAGGGCGCCCUGAGAACGUGGAGGCAGCGCAGAAGGCCCUGCUGGUGCGCGCAAAGGCCAACUCACAGGCACAGCUCGGUCGCUACACUGGUGAGGGUGAGAGCGAUGAGGCAAAGAAAGGCAUGUUCCAGAAGGGCUACACCUACUAA